ACCAUCGUCAUCAUCACCUGUCUCGUACCAUCGUCCCUCUUCUCUCUCUCCCUCUUUCGCCUCUGCGAAUCAGUUUUUUUUCUUCUCUUCUCAUCUCAGUUCUCAGCCACCGCCAUGUCCGCUGGUUUUUUUUUUCGGAUCUGACCCGUAUCCCGUGUCGGAACGUGUCGAUUCAGGUACUGCACUCCAAUUGCCGAGCCCGGGUAACGAAGUUGUCGUAUGCAGAGUAGUAGUUCUUCUAUCAUGUCAGAGAUGCCGAGAAAUUCGGAUGGUUCGAGUGAGCAAUGUAAAGCUGGACCUGAUUUCUUCAGCUUCUAUGCUUGUCAGAUAGCUGACCUGUUGUCAGAAGAUAAAAAUACUCUGUCCAAUUCCAAUGCAUCCGAGUUGUCUCAAGGGAAGUAUGUGGUGGUCAAUGAUAAAGAGUCUAUGGAUUGCAGUCCUAAAGAUGUUGAUUCACUUUUUGAAAACAGCAUUGGUGCUGAGCUUUCGGAUUUCAAGAAAGGAAGAUUGAAAGGAUUACUUAGGCAAAGUGUGAAUGAUCUCUCAAUGGAAGUUGAGGAGAUGUUAGAUCCUGUUGUGUCUAUGUCUGAGUUACGUUAUAAGAUCAGAAGCAACAGUUUGGUGACUUCACCUUUAGAUGGAGAUGCAGCCCAAGUUGCCAGUAAGAAACCUAAAUUAUCAUCUUCCUUAUCACCAAUCAGCAUCACUGGAAAUUCUCAUCCCAUCAAAUCUGGAUCUUGCAAAGAGGUGGAAGAUGAUUUGGAGUUCCUUCUAAAGAAUGAUAACCAGCUGCUGGUAGAGGAAACAAUGAAAAAAUAUUCUGAUGAACUAUCCUCAACGCUGGUGCAUAUGGAGCAGAAGCUUGAAGAAACUUUAGAUGCUAUAAUGUCCAAGUGUAGGCCUAUGACUCGUACUGAGAAGCGGCAGCUUCAGAAAUUGAUACAACAGCUACCCAAGGAAAAUCUUGUCCGUGUUGUUGAAAUUAUCCAGCGUGGUAGGCCAGCUGAAAAGCCUUGUGAAGAAAUCUUUGUUGAUCUGGAAAAAGAGGAAAAUGUGACGCUUUGGAGAUUAUAUUACUAUGUUGAAGCAGUCGAGAAAGCCAAAAUGCUUGCGCAAUUGCAAUGUAGCACAACCCCAACAUCAUAGCCAUUCUUCUGAGACCACUACAGCAGUUCUGCAUGGCCUUCUAUUGAGACCAUUAUAUGAGUGUCGCUUAAAGUUGCUCAACGAAUAUUCAUGGUCAUCAUUAAGAUUCUUUGCAGAUUGCUGGCGAUCCUAGUAACUUGAUCUUUUUGUCUUCGAGUUAUUGAUGAACUCGUAGAUUUGAAACAAUAGGACAGGCUUUUUUAGUUUUCUUUUUGUUCUUGCCAGAACACCUCUGGACUAUAAUUCAAAGUAUAGCCCCUAUAUUUAGUAUUGAUGGAUCUAUGCAGUAUAGAUUGAAACAGAUCUGUAAAUUCAUUAGCUAAGCAGUAAGAUCAAAGUUUUUCUAGAUUUUGGUUUAUCAGUUGUUUAAACAAGCAUGUUCUAUGCUUCUUGGGCAGCACAACGGCUUUCAAGGCAUGCAAAUUUUGGUCUAUUUAAGUGAAAAUUUGGACUUGGGGAGAA
This is a messenger RNA of Gossypium arboreum, 1608 nucleotides long. RefSeq lists its product as uncharacterized. The transcript has 7 exons. The coding region runs from base 220 to 1146 and encodes 308 amino acids. NCBI's taxonomy places the organism in Eukaryota, Viridiplantae, Streptophyta, Magnoliopsida, Malvales, Malvaceae. The record is from RefSeq and is a predicted model, not a curated record.